This is a messenger RNA of Neurospora hispaniola, 1878 nucleotides long. Its product is annotated as major facilitator superfamily domain-containing protein. Gene Ontology annotation, biological process: transmembrane transport. Lineage: Eukaryota; Fungi; Ascomycota; Sordariomycetes; Sordariales; Sordariaceae. The transcript has 3 exons. Gene Ontology annotation, cellular component: membrane. Gene Ontology annotation, molecular function: transmembrane transporter activity. The record is from RefSeq and is a predicted model, not a curated record. Bases 1 to 1563 code for a protein of 520 amino acids.
AUGGACGCAAUCCUGCUCCACGGCCUUAUCGCCGUCGAAAGCGCACCGGCUCUCAAACUUCCCUCCGCUCCGGGAAGAGCCGUAGCCCGGACCUACCCUGGUGCUCCACAAGAGGCUGCAAGUAUCGAACUUCAACCUCUGUCCCGUACCCCAAAACCCAACAAGUCGGCUUCAACAUCUCGGAUCAAUCUCGCUUCUACUUCAAGCUCCGGCCAUCUCCCCAAGUCUCGUACCGAGACGACUAUCUUCAGCGUCGGCCCCGAGUUGGAGGAGCAAAGCCGUCCAGGAACUCCCAAAGCGGACUCUGUCAACGAUGAUAGCGCAAACAUCGAUGGCGUCGAGGCGAUGCAGAGCAUCAUGGAGCCUUACAUGAACCGCUGGCGGUUACUGGCCAUGUGUUUGAUCAGUCUGAGUAACGGCAUGAGCGAUUCCGCGCCGGGUGCUUUGAUCCCUUCCAUCGAAGAGUACUACAACAUAGGCUACGCCAUCGUCUCUCUCAUCUUCGUCGGCAACGCCCUCGGCUUCAUCGCCGGCGCCUUCUUCGUCGACGCCAUCCGCGAGCGACUAGGGCGUGCCAAGACGCUCGCCGUCGGCCAGGGCCUCAUCUCGUUGGGAUACAUCCCCAUGAUCGCCACCGCGCCGUACCCGGCCAUCGUCGUGUCCUUCUUCUUUGUCGGGUUCGGCAUGUCGAUUAAUCUGGCCAUGGGCAACGUGUUCUGCGGAUCGCUGAGCAAUUCCACUACGGCGUUGAGUAUGAUGCACGGCUCGUAUGGCAUUGGAGGUACCGUCGGCCCGCUGCUGGCAACGGCCAUGGUGACGGUCUUCGAAGUGGUGUGGAGUCGGUACUAUGCCGUGAGCUUGGGGUUGGCGGUUCUGGGGGCGUGUAGGGAUACCCAGCAGCACUUGGGUUCCUCUGCUGGUGGAAGUGGUGGCCAGUCGGGCUCAACGGCGGUACCCAAACGUGACUGGCGUGCUGACGUCACGGCCAUGGUCUCUGCUCUGUCGAACCGUGUUGUCCUUCUUGGUGCCCUGUUCAUCUUUGCCUACCAAGGCGCCGAAGUUAGUAUCUCCGGCUGGGUGAACACCUUCCUGAUGGACUCUCGCCAUGUGCACGAUGGCUCAGUCGGUUAUGUGACCGCUGGUUUCUGGGGCGGCAUCACGCUGGGUCGGUUCCUGCUGGCGCCGCCGGCUCAUCGGAUUGGGGAGAAGUUGUUUGUGGUUAUCGUCGUCGUGGGAGCGUGUGCUUUCCAGCUGGUGGUCUGGCUGGUGCCGAACUUGAUUGGAAACGCAGUGGCUGUUGCCAUUGUUGGUCUGCUGCUGGGGCCCGUGUACCCGUGUGCAGCAGCGGUGUUUAUGCGGAAUAUAAGCAAGCAGAAGCAGGUUAGUGGGAUGGGUGUGAUUUCGGCGUUUGGGAGCUCGGGAGGCGCAGCGGCUCCGUUUACGACGGGUUUGCUGGCGCAGGCAGUUGGCACUUUUGUGUUGCAUCCGAUUGUCAUUGGGUUGUUUGUGGUUAUGAUGAUUUGUUGGUAUGGUCUGCCGAAUAAGCCAAAGAGAAGCGAGUAAACGGUGGGCGAGGUGGGUGUUUCUGUUGAUGGGCGUGGCAUGUCGGACAUUGAUACUUGUUAUCGGGACGUGGCUUGAAUAUUUUGAAGUUUUGGCUGCAGGUAUAUCGAUGCCUUCGAGUCAGUCUAGAAGUCGUUGUUUCGCGUGUGAUGCUGCAAGACGUUCUCACAUACCGCGGAUUGCUUUCACAGAUCGUUAUGACGUCUGGUCCAUUACCUUGUGUAUUCGUUUCUUCCUUCUUUCCAUCUUUCGACGCCCUUCCUCUUCUUUCUUCCUCUCGCUUAUGGCUUGACUGCAGAUACCAACGGAAACUCC